AUGCCGAAAGCAAAGGACAAGAAGUCCAAAGCCGAGGCAAAAGCCCAAAAACAAGCCAAACAGGCGAAGAAGGCGGCUAAAGGCGAGAAGAAGGUCAAGGCCAAAAACGCAGAUGUCGACAGCGACGCGGAGGACAAUGUGGACUUUGAUGCAGUGCUGGCCCGCUAUGCUGAAGAGCAAGCACAUUUUCUCAAGGUGACAGAAGAGAAAUGCAGCCCACCGUCGGCACGUUCGUCUUGUUCCAUGGUUGCUUCUCCCAGUAAUCGCAACGAACUUUUCAUCUUUGGCGGAGAGUUCAUGGAUCAGACAGGACUCUGCCGGUUCUACAAUGAUCUUUUUGUGUACAACAUCAGCAAGGGUGAGUUUAGCCAAGUGACCUCUCCUAACAGCCCUCCACCCAGGUCCGGUCAUGCUUGGUGUCGAAGCGGAAAUACAGCGAAAAUCUACUUGUUCGGUGGCGAGUUCUCUAGCCCCAAACAAGGAAUUUUCUAUCACUUCAACUCGUUCUACAUGCUCGAUCCCGAUACUCGAGAGUGGACUCAAAUUGAACCUAAGGGAAAAGGCAAAAGCCCUCCAUCCAGAAGCGGGCACCGCAUGACCUACUGGAAGAACUACAUAAUUCUCUUCGGUGGGUUCCAGGACACGAGUCAGCAGACCAGAUACCUCAACGACACUUGGAUCUUCGAUUGCAGGGAGAACGUUUGGCACGAACUAAAACUUGCAACUGUGACCAGCCAGAAGCCGGACCCCAGAUCCUCGUUCAGCUUUCUCCCCCAUGAGUCUGGCGCCGUGCUUUUCGGCGGAUACUCACGAGUCAAGAUUACAACCAGUAAAGCAAAACCUGGCAAAGGUGGACCACAACGGGAUGUUCUUAAGCCCUUCAUUCACCAAGACACUUGGUUCCUGCGGAUAACACCACCGCCUGACGAUGCAGUGAGUGGCACACCACCAACGAUGCGGUGGGAACGAAGGAAGCGACCGGCAAACACACCAAACCCGCCGCGAACUGGAUCGACGAUGGCUCACCACAAAGGUCGAGGUAUCUUCUUCGGUGGUGUUCAUGAUGUCGAAGACAGCGAAGAGGGCAUCGACAGCGAAUUCUUCAACGAAUUGUUGAUAUGGAAUAUCGAUCGAAAUCGCUUUUUCCCUUUGGCUUUGCGGAAACCCAAGGCAGGGGGCAAAAAGCAAACCCAGGUGUCUCGCGGAAGAGACAGGGGUAAAGCUGAUGAAGAAGAGCUCCUACGCAAUCUUGCCGCACUCGAGACAAAGGGAUCUGUCACGCAAACAGAAGACGUGGAGAUGAAGCUUAAUGACACACCUCCGGAAGAGCUAGAGACUAAGAGAGAAGUUCCGAUCAAAUUCGAACUGCCACACGCCCGGUUCAAUGCGCAGCUCACAGUGCAGGAGGAUACGCUGUUCAUUCUCGGAGGAACAAUAGAGAAGAAGGACGUAGAGAUUACGUUUUCCGACCUCUACGCAAUCGAUCUGGGCAAGCUCGAUGGCGUAAAAGAACUUCAUUACGAAGAACCGGUCAACUGGAAUGCUGCAGCUGCUCCUAGUGACGAUGAAGAGGAUGAAGAUGAUGACGAAGAUUCUGCGAUGGAUUCCGAUGAGGAAGAUAAGGACACCAUGUCAGUCGACACUCCUUCAACUCCGGCUACAGAGAUUGCCCAGGAGCCAGAGAUCAAGGACGAGGUCGAGACCGAGCACAAAGCCCAAGAAGACCCCCGUCCCUUCCCUCGCCCAUUCGAGAGCCUGCGAGAUUUCUUCGCUCGGACGUCAGAGGACUGGCAAAAAUUGCUGCUGGCAAAACAGGCCUCCACCGCUACCUCGACGCAGACCGUCAAGGAGCUACGCAAGAAGGGAUUCGCGGAUGCGGAAGAGCGCUGGUGGGAUGCUAGAGAGGAGGUUAUGGCUCUCGAAGACGAGCAAGAGGCUGCAGGUAUUGGUGAAGUGAUGAACAUUGCUGACCGCCAAAUUGAGGCGGGUCCUCGCCGACGUUGA
Cyphellophora europaea CBS 101466 is the source of this 2004-nucleotide messenger RNA. RefSeq lists its product as uncharacterized. Gene Ontology annotation, molecular function: protein binding. Bases 1 to 2004 code for a protein of 667 amino acids. The transcript has a single exon. NCBI's taxonomy places the organism in Eukaryota, Fungi, Ascomycota, Eurotiomycetes, Chaetothyriales, Cyphellophoraceae. The record is from RefSeq and is a predicted model, not a curated record.